AUGGCAAGCAAAAAGAGAGAAGUCCAGUUACAGACAGUUGUCAAUAAUCAAACCCUGUGGGAUGAGAUGCUGCAGAACAAAGGCUUAACAGUGAUUGAUGUUUACCAGGCUUGGUGUGGACCUUGCAAGGCAAUGCAGGCUUUAUUCAGAAAAUUGAAAAACGAACUGAACGAAGAUGAAAUUCUGCAUUUUGUUGUUGCAGAAGCUGACAACAUUGUGACUUUGCAGCCAUUUAGAGAUAAAUGUGAACCAGUUUUUCUCUUUAGUCUUAAUGGCAAAAUUAUUGCAAAGAUUCAGGGCGCAAAUGCACCACUUGUUAAUAAAACAGUUAUUACCUUGAUCAAUGAGGAGAAGAAAAUUGCAGCAGGUGAAAUGGUUCGCCCUCAGUAUCAUGAAAUUGCGUUAGUAGACUCAGAGACAGAAGGAACUGGAGAAGCACAAUAUGAAAGUGCUCACGAAUCAUACAGUAUUGCUAUUAUCAAACCUGAUGCUGUCAUUAGUAGAAAAGUUCUAGACAUUAAAGAAAAAAUUACCAGAGCAGGAUUUGUCAUAGAAGCAGAGGAUAAGAGAAUCCUCACUGAAGAUCAAGUUAUUGACUUCUACAGUAGCAUCGCAGACCAGCCUGAUUUUGAAGAGUUCAUGUCUUUUAUGACGACCAGCCUGAGCUGUGUUCUAGUUAUAUCUCAAAGAAGUGAACAAGAGCCUGUCUUGAAAGAAGCUAAAUCUGAGCCUGAAACAGAACCUAAAGAGCCGACUGAGGAUCAACCUGAUGGCAAAGCUGAGGACACACCUGUAGUGAGGAUGAAGCGAGAAAGUUUACAAGAAUAUCUGGAAAGACAACAUAUAUCUCAGUUUUGUGAUCUUGAAGAAGAUGUAACUAAUGUGACUAAGCUCAUUGAUAUCUUCUUCCCUGAUUUAAAAAAAAUGAAAGACAUGAAAUUAGAAAAAACACUGGCAUUACUUCGGCCGGAUCUCUUCCAUGAAAGGAAAGAGGAAAUUUUGCAUGUUAUUGAGGAGGAAGGCUUCAAAAUACUGGAUCAAAGACAAAUAAUAUUAUCAAAACAGGAAGCACAUAUGCUGUGCAAGGAAUAUGAACAUGAAAACUAUUUUGAGAAACUUAUAGAAUACAUGACCAGUGGUCCAUCUCUAGCCCUUGUUUUAUUAAGAAGCAAUGGCUUGCAACACUGGAAAGAGUUACUGGGACCAAUAACUGUUGAAGAAGCUAAUAAAAAUCAUCCACAGAGUUUAUGUGCACAGUUUGCAAUGGGAAGUUUGCCUGUCAACCAGUUGUAUGGAAGUGAUUCAUUAGAAACUGCUGAGAGGGAAAUAGAGCAUUUCUUUCCUCUUCAGAGCACUUUAGCAUUGAUUAAACCUCAUGCAACACGUGAACAAAGAGGGGAGAUCCUGAAGACUAUCAAGGAGGCUGGAUUCGAUCUGACACAAGCGAAGGAGAUGCUCCUAACUCAAGAGGAAGCAAACAAGAUUUAUUCAAAAAUAACAGGAAAACCCUUUUAUAAAGAUGUAUUGGAAAUGUUAUCUGAGGGUCCGUCUCUGGUCAUGGUUCUGACCAAGUGGAAUGCUAUUGCAGAAUGGAGACAUUUGAUGGGCCCAGUAGACCCAGAAGAAGCAAGACUGUUGUCCCCAGACUCUAUCCGAGCCCAAUUUGGAAUAAGUGUUUUGAAAAAUAUUGUCCACGGAUCAUCUAAUGCUUAUGAGGCAACAGAGAGCAUUGGUCAACUCUUUGAAGAGUUUGUUUCUGAGAAUCCCAAGGAAAACUAA
This is a messenger RNA of Lemur catta (Ring-tailed lemur), 1779 nucleotides long. RefSeq names its product NME/NM23 family member 8 (gene NME8). NCBI's taxonomy places the organism in Eukaryota, Metazoa, Chordata, Mammalia, Primates, Lemuridae. The transcript has 15 exons. The record is from RefSeq and is a predicted model, not a curated record. Bases 1 to 1779 code for a protein of 592 amino acids.